Messenger RNA from Microdochium trichocladiopsis, 864 nucleotides. RefSeq lists its product as uncharacterized. The coding region runs from base 407 to 703 and encodes 98 amino acids. NCBI's taxonomy places the organism in Eukaryota, Fungi, Ascomycota, Sordariomycetes, Xylariales, Microdochiaceae. The record is from RefSeq and is a predicted model, not a curated record. The transcript is spliced from 2 exons.
CGCGCGGCGAGGACAAUCGUCUGUGAUGGCGGGGUGGCGGUGUAAAAGUGCAGUGCUCCCUUGCUGCUGGUGCUGGUGCUGCUGGUAUCGGUUUCUGAUGGCGGUGAUGAAGUCUGGUUCAAGCCACCGUUUAGUACGGCCGAGGCUUUGUAGAGCGCUGGAGACUUGCGCUUUUGUGACAGCUCAACGAAGUCCUCGAGAGCCAUGUAGGCCCCUGCCAGCUGUGUAUGCCUCGUAACGACAUCGGGCGUCAUGUGAGGCACGGACCCGCGCGAGGUGAUGGCGAUGAAGUUGGGCGUGUCGAUGGGCAAUCUCGCGCGCUGGCGGGGCAGGGCCAGCCGGCCAACCCGUGCGGCGCCGUGGUCGAGCUUAACGUUCUUGAGUAUUUCGAACAGCAUUGUCUGCAAUGAUGCCGUGUGCUCCGCUCCUCUGCCUCCUCCCGAUGCUGGUGCAAUGGGCACUGCAGGAUCCAUCAUCCGUUUGGCCUCUUGAGGCUCAACAGGCCCUGGUGUUUUGGCGGGGCAGUGCGGGAUCGGAUACUGUGGCCAAAAACGAAAUGCUGUGGUGGAAGUGCCCGACCGCCGCAAGAGCUUCAGUGAUGCUGGCUCGGCAAGUCGUGAUUUCCAAGUUGUUCUGUUUUGCGCAGAACAAAGCCGAGUUUUGUCGCGUUGGCGGGCUGACGAUGUCUGGAACUGAUGCGUGAGAGGGUCAUCAGGCAGCGGAGUCGGGCAGAUUUCUUUAGCAGACUACUUUUGCGUGGCGGCAGUCAUUGACAGUGCCGCCGAUUUGACACGAUCUUGAUUUGCAAACUUCGGUUAUGAGAAGGAUUGAACUUCAGAAUUACUCUCAAUUCCUUUCCUUUAC